Penicillium lagena is the source of this 1053-nucleotide messenger RNA. RefSeq lists its product as uncharacterized. Gene Ontology annotation, molecular function: DNA-binding transcription activator activity, RNA polymerase II-specific. Gene Ontology annotation, biological process: regulation of transcription by RNA polymerase II. The coding region runs from base 1 to 1053 and encodes 350 amino acids. The transcript has 4 exons. The record is from RefSeq and is a predicted model, not a curated record. Lineage: Eukaryota; Fungi; Ascomycota; Eurotiomycetes; Eurotiales; Aspergillaceae.
AUGACAUUCCAUGCAGCUAUGUCGCUCCAGUUGAACCAAGCGAUGCAUCUCCAGCACCAUCAACACCAGCCGAGUUGCCAGCCACCCGAUCGCAACCUUCACAGCCCCAGUCCCAAAGCCGAUCUGUUGGAUCUUCUAUGCACCUCGCCAGAGGGCACUCCCUCCAAAGAAGACUGGGCCCUCGACCUAGAGCUGAUGCACCACUUCAGCACUGUCACCUGCAACACCAUCGCCGUCCGCCCUGACGCCCGGUACACCUGGCAAUAUGUCCUCCCCACUGAGGGCUACUCCAACGAAUACGUCAUGCACGGGCUCCUCGCGAUGGCAGCUAUGCACUGCUCUUAUCUCUAUCCCGCCCAGCGAGACCGGUACAGCAAGGCAUCGGCCUAUCAUCAGGCCGCAGGAUUAAAGGAGUUCCGGGACCUGAUCGCCUCCCCCAUUGACGCGAGCAACUGGCAGCCGGUGUUCUGUUUUGCAUCGAUGAUUACCGUGCACGUGUACUGUUCUGGAGCCGUUUAUGGCGUUGCUGAAAAAACCAAGUGGGCGCCGUUUGUUUUUUCCGUUUGGAUUGAGGAUGAGAAGUUGCCACCAAAUCUGGCGACGCUUAAACAUUCCCUCCUUCCGCCAGAUACAUGGACACAGAUCGACCGACUCCGACAAUUCAUCCAAGACUAUCCCUUCCCGCAUUCAUCGAGUACAUCUCACUCUAAUCAGUAUCAAGACCAUGACCGGCGCAACGACUACAAAUCAGCACUCUCCUCUCUCGAAAGCUCAAUCCGCCAAAUUGAGCUCGCCGGCCCAAAUAUUGAAUUCGGCAUGCCCAUUCUAUGGGCAUACCGGCUCUCAAAACGGUUCCGCGAUGACCUAGAAGCGUACCAGCCCGUAGCAUUGAUUCUUCUUGGGCAUUGGUGCGUGCUUCUGCACUUAGUGGAUCAUUACUGGUUUGUGAAUGGAGCGGCUCGGCAGUUGUUUGAGGAUAUUGAGAAGAAGAUCGUCCAUACUGGGUUUCAGAACUGGUUGACCUGGCCGAGACAGUGGGUUUUGGAGAGGUGA